Molecule: messenger RNA, 736 nt
Organism: Saccostrea echinata
Lineage: Eukaryota; Metazoa; Mollusca; Bivalvia; Ostreida; Ostreidae
Product: centrosomal protein of 97 kDa-like
Exons: 7
Coding region: 73-714 (213 amino acids)
Molecular function (GO): protein binding
Source: RefSeq, a predicted model, not a curated record
UCAGUUUCAUGUAUUAUGCUUUGGGGAGUUUUAGAAAUGCAUAAGACGUUAGUUUAAUUGUGUUUAUGAAAAAUGGAUGGAGAUGUGGUGAACUUGUCAGGGGCAGGGAUUCAUCAGAUUUCACUUCCCCAGGGAGUGGAUCCAACUACUGUCAUUUUAGAUAAGAAUGACAUCACAAAGAUAGACAAUUUAGAAAAAUGUCAGCACCUAAAACAGCUGUCCCUGGCGGGGAACCGCUUAGUGAGGAUGACCAGUGUAGCCAAGCUGAAGAACCUCACAGUGCUAAACUUACCAGACAACAGUAUUGUGGCCAUAGAAGGGUUGAAGGAACUUACAGAGUUGGAAUGGUUGAAUCUCUCAGCUAACAGUAUAAAGGUGGUUGAGGGUUUGACUAAUAACUACAAACUGCGACAUCUGGACUUGUCUGAUAACAGCAUUUCUCAGAUUACUAACCUGGCCCAUCUUGUGUGCUUGAGAACCCUUUUGCUUCAUGGCAACAUUAUAAAAACAUUGGAGGGCGCUCCCCAAAAUUUACCAAAGUCUCUGGCCAUCCUGUCACUGGCUGAAAAUGAGAUAGCCGACCUGAAUGAGGUGAGAUACUUGUCAUGUUUCCAGUUGGAACAGGUUUCUUUGAUGAACAAUCCCUGUGUUCUUGUGACUUCUUCUAAUUCAUAUCCUUGCUACUGCAUAACAACACACUGUUCUGUCCUUUGAUUGGUCACAGUAUCUCCAGAGU